Molecule: messenger RNA, 960 nt
Organism: Durusdinium trenchii
Lineage: Eukaryota; Dinophyceae; Suessiales; Symbiodiniaceae
Source: the annotation of a GenBank genome assembly
AUGAUGGACUCCCAGGGCUCGCAAGGUGAUGAGUUGUUGUCCUACCUGCAGAUCUCGCAGCUGACCUUCACCGAACUGCAGGGCUUCCUGGCGCUGCAGUGUGUCUUUGAUGGAGCCUUGGUGCGCCUGCUCUUCGCGCUGUUGACGCCCACAGGGCCUUUGGUAGUUCUCUUGGGCUGCUGUGUCAUCGAAGCCUUCCUACGAGGUACUGGAAUCCAACUUGCGUUGAAGAUCCUUGCAGUGUUGUUCAUUGGUGGUGCUGCCGGGGCCCUUGAAUUGCAGGGAUGCCAACGUGUGGAUGGAGCAGGGGAAGCACUGGACCCAGAAGCAGCUUUUCCUCCUUUGAUGCCUCACCUGCUUUGCACAGAUGCAACAUGGGUCGACUGGAUUGGCCGGGCAUGUGCCGCCUCGUAUGGGGUGGUGAUUCCUUCCUUUUUGGCAUUGCUCUUUUUGAAGCAGUACGUGAUGAUGCGCCAGAGCAAGACGUUCUUCGCAACCUCCGCAGGCAGCCAGGAGGAGGUGACCCUGCAGCUACACACGAUGAGCAGCAAAGAGUGCAUGAAGGAAGAUGUGAAGAAGAAGCGCUUGGUUGCAGCAGCAGCGGCUUAUGUGGCAGUUCAUGCCAAGGGGCGCGCCGUGGUCAAUUUGCAGAAAGAUUUGAGUGCAGUGACUGUGAACAUCGCUCAGGAUGCGGAGGUGCUUGGCGAGCUUGACACUGGGCUGUCUGCGGAUUUCCUGGUGCAGCCGGAAGAGGCCGCGGCGCUGCGCAGCCGCGUGGAGAUGCUGCGCCACGACGCCAUGGUGCGAAUGCUCACGGAGCGCAGCAUUCUGACGGAGAUCCAAGCAGAUCGUUCCGAUCGUGUCAUGUUGGGUGCGCAGAAGCUCCUGUGCAAAUACGUGAGCUGCCAGUUCGUAUGGAUGGAGGUUUGCCUGAAGUUGGCCUCUACCGCUAUGGUUUCU